AUGCCUUCAGAACCUAGCAAGGACGACCUCAUCGCCCCUCUGGAGGCUUCCUCCCACCUUGACGAGGCCAACAGGAUACGCCUCCAAGAUGGGCUGUACGAAGCUGCAGAGGCUUUGGAGACACCCGUUGACAUGAUGUACCGGCUCCUUAACCAGGGCAGACAAAUGGCAAUGAUCAAGAUCGGAUACGACCUAGAAAUUUUCACAACUCUCACCAGCCGCACAGAACCACACUCAGUAGAAGAGUUAUCAGUGCCAAAAGGCGCGGACCCGCUUCUUGUAUCUCGGCUGUUGCGAUUCUUUGCAGCAAAUCGCAUGAUCACGGAAACGAGUCAGGAUUACUUCACAGCCAACAAGUACACCAAGGGACUCUCUGACCCUCGAAUUCGAGGUGGGCUGUUGCAUGGCUUCCACAUCAGCAAUCCAACUUGGCAAGCCCUGCCGGAAUACCUGCAGGAAAACAACUACCAAAACACGACCGGGGGCCAUUGUGCUUGGCACAAGGCUGCCAAUACCGAGCUAGAUUUCUUCCCAUGGGCAAAGGAGAACCCUGAGAUUCUGAAAUAUUUCCAGCAACUCAUGAGUAUCAUGAUGCUUCCGAAAGAUGGCAGCUGGCUUGAUGUUAUCCCGAUUGCGAAUGAGACGCGGUCUAUUGCGGACGGCAAUGCUAACCGAAAGGUAUUUGUUGAUAUUGCUGGUAGUAUUGGUCACCAAUGUUUGCGACUUCUAUCCAAGCAUCCCGAUCUGGCUGGUCGAGUUGUUCUCCAGGAUCUGGAGGAGACUUUCCAACGUGCGCCGAAGAUUGAUGGGGUGGAGUUUAUGGUGCAUGACUUCUUCAGGGAGCAGCCGGUCAGAGGUGCUAAAUUUUACUACCUUCGUAUGAUCAUCCAUGACUGGGAGGAUGACAAGGCAGUGGAGAUCCUGAAAAAUAUUGUGCCGGCCAUGGCGGAUGAUUCGCAGAUUUUGAUUGAUGAUGUGGUUCUCCCUAAUACUGGUACUCAUUGGUGGAGUACCUGUAUGGAUAUGCAGAUGUAUAUCAUGCACGGCGCGAUGGAGAGGACUGUUGACCAGUGGCAUGCGCUUUUGGACAAGGCGGGCUUGAUGGUGGUGGAAAUCAAGACGUAUGGUGCUGUCAUGCGGAACUCGGUGGUUGUAGCUGUGCCGAAGUAG
This is a messenger RNA of Penicillium pulvis, 1170 nucleotides long. RefSeq lists its product as uncharacterized. NCBI's taxonomy places the organism in Eukaryota, Fungi, Ascomycota, Eurotiomycetes, Eurotiales, Aspergillaceae. Gene Ontology annotation, molecular function: O-methyltransferase activity. Bases 1 to 1170 code for a protein of 389 amino acids. The record is from RefSeq and is a predicted model, not a curated record. The transcript is spliced from 4 exons.